AUGAAAGUAGAAGAAAUUGAACCCGCAACGUUCAUUGCCACUUUAGCUAAGACUUUAGUUGAAGAAAAGAAGAUUGAAAGACCAGCCGAAGCCGAAUACAUUAAAACAGGCCAUGGAAAAGAAAAUGCACCUCAAGAUCCUAAUUGGUAUCAUAUUAGAGUUGCUUCUAUCUUAAGAAAGCUCUACAUGGAAGAGCUUAAGUCCCCAGAGAAGCUAAAACACGGCUUUGGAACUCUUUGGUUUGCUCAAGUCUACAGUACUGCUAAGAAUAACGGACAUAAGCCAUCUCAUACUGUUACUGGCUCUAAAAGUCUAGUAAGAAGGAUUCUACAAGGCUUAGAACGAGUAGGUUUUGUAUCGCAAAUUCCUAAAGGAGGUCGCCGACUUACUUCUACUGGACGCAGCUACUUAGAAGCAGUUAGUGCUAAAUGUUAA
Molecule: messenger RNA, 435 nt
Organism: Nematocida homosporus
Lineage: Eukaryota; Fungi; Microsporidia
Product: small subunit ribosomal protein S19e
Exons: 1
Coding region: 1-435 (144 amino acids)
Biological process (GO): ribosomal small subunit assembly; translation
Cellular component (GO): ribosome; cytosolic small ribosomal subunit
Molecular function (GO): RNA binding; structural constituent of ribosome
Source: RefSeq, a predicted model, not a curated record